Homalodisca vitripennis (glassy-winged sharpshooter) is the source of this 2069-nucleotide messenger RNA. RefSeq lists its product as uncharacterized. The record is from RefSeq and is a predicted model, not a curated record. The transcript has 2 exons. Lineage: Eukaryota; Metazoa; Arthropoda; Insecta; Hemiptera; Cicadellidae. The coding region runs from base 182 to 769 and encodes 195 amino acids.
GGCGCAGGGGCGAAAAACCAUAAGAUCACUAAGUAAUGAAGAACUGGAUGAGGAGGUUGUGAACGUUUCUUCUCCAAGCAAGACGAAGCCAAAAAGUAUUACAACUUCUAGACGUAAAGGGUUGCAAGAGGACACGCCCAAGGAGGAGGUCGUGCGCAGGAAGAGCAGCAGGUCGCGCACUAUGAGCACACACUACGUGAGUGUUGAGUGUCGACAUCGCAGCCCGAAGAGUCGUCGGCGGUUGAAGAAACCGACGGAAAUCAAACAGGAACCGGCAGAAGAAGUGGUUUUGGGGCCUGUUUCCCCACCAAAGUCAGUAAAACCUCCCCCAUCCAUUUCGUCCUUCAAAAAGAAAUCACCCAAGAAUCAGAGCAGACCUAAAAUGCGCAAGUCGGUACGGGUCAAGACCGAAAAAGUGGAUCCUGUGACUCAAUCGUUGUCAGAGCUCCCGUCGAUCAGCGAUGACCUGGACUAUAUCCAGCAGAACAUCAAGCAAGAAGCGGAUGAAGAGGAUCGUCCGAGAAAGCGGGGGAAGAAGAGAAACUUCCCGGCUCACGAGGGACACAAGUGUGAGUUCUGCGGAAGGAUCUACAAGUACCGCAAGGGGAUGUUGCAGCACCAGAGACUCGAGUGUGGUCAGGACCCCCAGUUCCCUUGUCCUUACUGCCCUCUGAAGUUUCCGGUACCGACAUCUCAUCAGGAACCAUGUUUACACAGAUCACAACCAGGCAUUCAAGCACUGGUACAAUGUCUUCUACACCGCCUCUAAACUGCCGAGGUGGCCGGACAAAGAUAAACCCAAUGUCUGAUUACCUUUUGUACAAUCUUUGUAAAUGGCUGAGUCAUUAUCAAUUUUAUUUUGUUAUGUCAAAUGACAGGUUCAUGAUGGCAUUAGUAACCAUUGUGUAAUAGUGAACAGCAUAUGUCUUGGCUUGUAUUUAAAUUUAUACUUGUUUUAUUGUAACAAGGUUCAUGUAUUAUUUGUAUUUUUGUGAAAAUAAUAUGUAAAAAUUGUGGCCAUUCCACCAAUAAAUAUAAUUUAUGAAGCUUAGGCUGUGUUUCAAAGAAACAUUUCAUAGUUAUUCAAGAUUGGAAUGUAUUGUUUAAAGAAAAUUAUUGACCUCCGAAUAAUUUUGUAGUCUGUGUAAUUCCUCAGUACCGUAUAACUUUAUUUAAUUUAUACAAAUUCUCACAAGUUCUGAAGUGCUGAAUGCAAGAAAAUAUUCACUGAGUUCUCAGUAGAGUAAUGGAAUUACGAUUUUGUUAAGUAACCAUGCUAUUGUUUGCCACAGUGAAAAUAAAGGUCGUUAAAUACCUUCUUUAGCAUUAGGGAUUCAUACAAUCUGUUAGGUGUCAGUUUGUUUUACCACUGUGCUGUUAAUUGUUGUGUACUAAUCAGUUUGGUUGUGUUUUGUAGCUAUGCAAUAUACCUUUUACCAUUGUUUUCAUGUUAUAAUUUGUAAUAUUUAUUUUAAAUGGCAUGUUGGCACAUUAAUAGUAUAUAAUGCACAGUAAUUGUGUGGUAUGUUUAAUUAUCUCAAAGUUUAUAUUAUGAUUUGUUUGCACCAAUUUAAGCUAGUGAAUUCAUGGGUGAUUUUAAAUAAGAUAGUAUAAAGUUUUUUAUCUCUUUGAAGUAUUAAGUAUGUGCGUUUUCUUUUUCUUUUAGUGUACUUAGAUUAUCUAACCAGUAAGCAGAUAAGUAGCAAAUGUUAAAUGUAUCAAUUGGUAGCUGAAUGUCCAUCAGUAGUAAUUCACCCUCAAAAUAUUAUUUUAAAUAAUAUUUUUUUACUAUGACAUCAAUAAAUAUUGCCCUUAGAACACUGGGUAAAUUAGCAUAAAGAUAAUUAUAAUAUUUACAUUUAAAUUUACAAGCAAUGUAUAGUGAAUAUGUUAUUAUUACUUUACUCCAGUUUGUAUUGUAUUCUUAAUCUCAUAUAUUUUGUUGUUAUAAGUAUGGGUUUUAUCCUUUCCAUUGUAUGUCUCUUUACCUCAAUUUUUGUUUGGUAACUACACUGUCCAUACUAUACUGAACAUUGUAUCAAUUGUAUCUUAUAAAUUGUUGUGCAAUA